AUGGCGUCAGAGAAAACUAGCUCCAAGGGUCAAGCAUGGUUUUGUACGACUGGCUUGCCUAGCGACAUUGAAAUCGAAGUGGAUGAUAUGACAUUUCAUCUCCAUAAGUUUCCUCUGAUGUCAAAAAGCAGGAAACUUCACAGAUUGAUUACAGAGCAGGAGACGAGAUCAUUUUCUACUGUAAAUCCCCAAACUUCCAUGGUGCUUACUGUAGAUGAGAGUGACAAAAAGAGAAAAGGCCAUGACGAACAAGAAGAGGAGGAAGUGAAAGAGAUUGAAGAAGAAGAAGAAGAAGAAGAAGAAGAAAACGGCUAUCCUCGCAUAAGGCUCCAGGAUUUUCCGGGGAGUUCAGAGAGCUUCGAGAUGGUGGCAAAGUUCUGCUAUGGCGUUAAGUUCGACCUUUCCGCUUCCACUACUGUUCCGCUUCGCUGCGCCGCCGAGCAUCUCGAAAUGACGGAAGAGUAUUCCCCCGAUAACCUCAUUUCAAAGACGGAGAGGUUUCUCUCGCAUUCCGUCUACAAGAGCUUGCGAGAAUCCAUCAAGGCUCUGAAAGCUUGUGAGUCAGUCUCGCCUUUAGCCGGAUCGCUUGGUAUAACGGAACAGUGCAUAGCUUCCAUCGUCUCCAGAGCUUCCUCAGCCGAUCCGUCGCUGUUCGGUUGGCCCGUAAACGACGGCGGUGGUGGAAGAGGAGCUGGAGACAUCUCCGCCACCGACUUACCGCUCAUCCCCGGCGGCGUGUCGAAAACGGCGGAUGCGCGGAGGAAGAAGCAGAGUAAGGAUUCGAAUAUGGAGCUGUGGUUUGAAGAUCUGGCGCAGCUAAGCCUUCCGAUCUUCAUUACUGUGAUCGUGUCAAUGAGAUCGGGAGAUCUGAGCUCUGACGUCAUAGAGAGCUGUUUGAUUUGUUACGCUAAGAAGCACAUUCCCGGGAUUUUGCGUUCUAACCGGAAACCGCCACCGUCAUCCUCAACCGCAGCUUCGGAGAAUGAACAGAGAGAUUUACUGGAGACGAUAACCUCUCACCUUCCAAUGGAUAAGAGCUCAAUCUCGGCAACCACGAGGUUCCUCUUCGGUCUAUUACGAACGGCCAUCAUCCUCAACGCCUCCGAUACCUGCCGUGAUACGCUCGAGAGAAAGAUCGGAUCGCAGCUGGAGCGAGCCACGCUCGACGAUUUGCUCGUCCCUAGUUACUCUUACCUCAACGAGACACUAUACGACGUCGAUUUGGUAGAGAGGAUCCUGAGCCACUUUCUCGACACCUUGGAGCAGUCGAGCACCGCCAUUGUCGAAGCCGACGGACGAUCUCCGUCGCUGAUGCUAGUCGGGAAAUUGAUUGACGGAUUCCUCGCGGAGAUUGCAUCAGACGCCAAUCUCAAAUCGGAUAAAUUCUACAAUCUGGCGAUCUCACUCCCCGAUCAAGCUCGACUCUACGAUGACGGACUUUACAGAGCCAUCGACGUAUAUCUCAAGGCGCAUCCAUGGAUAUCGGAAGCAGAGAGGGAGAAGAUAUGCGGCGUGAUGGAUUGUCAAAAACUGACGCUAGAAGCGUGCACGCACGCCGCACAAAACGAGCGACUUCCACUACGAGCCGUCGUACAAGUCCUCUUCUUCGAGCAGUUACAGCUCCGCCAUGCGAUCGCCGGGACGCUACUAGCGGCUCAAUCGCCCUCUCCGUCUCACUCAACGGAGCCGCGACCGUCAACAACAGCAGCAAGAAGGAAUCUAACGAUAACGGAAGCAGUAGCGGAAGAGGACGGUGAAGAAACGAGGGGAGAAGGACAGGUGGAUGCUGGGAAAUGGAAGAAGACGGUGAGAGAGAAUCAAGUGCUUCGCUUGGACAUGGAUACGAUGAGGACACGCGUUCACAGAUUAGAGAGAGAGUGCUCGAGCAUGAAGAAAGUGAUCGCGAAGAUCGAUAAAGAAGGUUCGCCGGCGACGACGACGACCGAUCGGCCGAGAAGUUGGUCGAUUACGAAGAAAUUCGGAUGCAAAUUCAAGACACAGGUCUGCGAUUCGCAAGAGGCAACGAUGGUUGAUCAUAGAUCACGACGUUCUUGA
Microthlaspi erraticum is the source of this 2055-nucleotide messenger RNA. The record is from the annotation of a GenBank genome assembly. NCBI's taxonomy places the organism in Eukaryota, Viridiplantae, Streptophyta, Magnoliopsida, Brassicales, Brassicaceae.